AUGGGGACAGUGACAGCGGCCAAUAUGAAAGAAUAUUGGUCAAAAGAUUCUACAAGUUAUAUUCCAUUUUAUCCGAAUACAUUUUCAAGAGAACGGUUUACCCAAAUUUUUUGGAUGCUACAUGCAGAGAUGGUUUCAGCGCAAGGUAGCCACACCAGAACACGUUUACAACUUAUAAUUGGCUACCUUGAUUACAUAAACUCGAGACCUUUCAACUAUUUCUCACCGGGCAACGAAAUUUGUGUCGAUGAAUCUAUCGUCAAAUUCAAAGGGCGAGUUUCAUUUAUUACAUAUAACCGAAAGAAACCGACCAUAUGGGGAAUCGAAAUAUAUACUCUAGCAGAUUCUGGUACGGGAUAUAUUUGCGGAAUUCUACCGUACUACGGCAGCCUAACGACACAAAUAUUGAUAAGGCCGGACCUUCCAGUAACAGCAAGAAUUCCAUUGCAUUUAUACACAAUGCUGUUGAAUAGAGGACCUGGUGCGCAGGGACACCACAUGUUUACCGACCGGUAUUACACCAGCUACGUUUUGGCCAAUGAAUUACAUAAAUUGAAGUGUCAUCUGACUGGGACAAUCUUGCCUAAUAGAAAAGGGUUGCCAGAUACAAUUAAGAAAAGACAAUUUCCAAAAGAAAUAUCGAUGGUAGCCUGCCGCAGAAUUGAUAAUUUAAUUAUAGCGUGCAAAGAUAAGAGAAUUGUUACGUUAUUGAUAAAUUUUCAUAAUGCAGCAAUGAGUAACGUAGAAGGAACCCUCCGGCAUGGUGUUCAAACUGUUGUUAGAAAGCACGGUGUUGUCACUAAUUAUAUAAAAUUUAUAGGUGGCGUUGACCUGACGGAUCAAUAUGCCUCGUCGUAUUGCUUUAUGCGAAAAUCAUUGAAGUGGUGGCGCAAGCUAUUUUUUGGGGGAUUAGAAAAAUGA
Molecule: messenger RNA, 921 nt
Organism: Eufriesea mexicana
Lineage: Eukaryota; Metazoa; Arthropoda; Insecta; Hymenoptera; Apidae
Exons: 1
Coding region: 1-921 (306 amino acids)
Source: RefSeq, a predicted model, not a curated record